AUUCUUUACCAGUGAGACUAAACCGAAGAAUGCUGAAAUUUCUCCAAGAAUAUCUGGAAAGGAUAACAAGAUGCUGAUCAAUAGAUGGUCAUCUGAAUUGUUCCAUUCUCGGGACGACAAAUCCUCAACCACAAAAAAUGAGCCUAUCUAAAAUCGGUGUACCUUGGUACCAAGAUGAACUCAACUUUCGAAUGUGUGAAUUUGGAUGCCUUCCACACGAGAUACGUGUUCAUCCACGGAUGGGCCAGUAUCCUCGUGUGUGUCUUCGGAUCAAUCGCAAAUUCAUUAAACAUCGCAGUUCUAACCCGGAAGGAAAUGAUUUCUCCAACAAAUUCGAUCCUAACUGGAUUGGCUGUAGCAGAUUUAUUGGUGAUGUUGGAAUACAUCCCCUAUGCUGUUCAUUCUUACCUCUACCUUCAACCAUCGCGGGAUAGAUUCACUUACGGAUGGGCCCUCUUCGUCCUCUUCCAUGCCCUCUUUGGCCAAGUCUUCCACACAAUUUCGAUCUGGUUAACUGUGACCUUGGCGGUUUGGCGCUACAUCGCAGUGGCCCAUCCUCAGAAAAAUCGGGAGUGGUGCAGCUUCCGAAGAAGUGUUGUGGCUAUCGUGAGUGCCUAUGUCUUCUGUCCGGUAAUUUGUGUCCCACUUUAUGUAACAACAAGUAUUACAGAGUCGACUCGGAUAAUCGAUAAUGAUGGAAUGUUUUCGAAUACUAGUCUCUUCAACGCAACUGACCUUCCGGAAGGUGUCACCAAUGGGACGGUUUUCAGGGUUGUCCUUAGCAAAAACGCUAUUGCUUUAAACUUUUGGAUGUAUAGUGUCGUUAUCAAGUUAAUACCAUGUGUAGCAUUGACUGUCCUCAGUCUCAGGUUGAUCCUGGCUCUGGUGGAGGCGAAGAAGCGGAGGAAGAAACUUUCCCAGGCAGCUGUUGUUAAAGAUGAAGUUAGUUCGGAAUGUUGUAGUGGCAAAAAGAGAAAGAAAAAACCCACGAGACAGAUGGAUAAGGAAAGGCAGACUGAUAGGACAACCAAAAUGCUUCUGGCAAUCCUUUUGCUGUUUUUACUCACCGAGUUUCCUCAAGGAGUCCUGGGACUACUAAGCGUCAUUCUUGGGACGACAUUCUUUGAUAAUUGCUAUGUUAAACUAGGUGAACUGAUGGACGUUCUCGCUCUGAUCAAUUCUGCCAUCAACUUUAUUCUUUAUUGCGCGAUGAGUCGACAAUUUCGGAUGACCUUCAAGCAACUUUUCUGCAAGAGCAACCUUUUCGGGAGAUGGCUUCCGGUUCCAUUGCAUGGUGAAAAUAAUGGACAUACGGGGACCAAUCAAACAGUGACACAAGUCACUCAAGUCUAGCACAGACGAGUCCGGCAAUCAAUGUGUUAUCCCCUGUAGGAAAUUUGUUUUCUAGGCCCAACGAUUCAAUUUUUAUGCUCAGGAACCCUUCAAGUGUCAUAUUUGAAUUUUUAAGGCAGCGCCAAUCAUCUCAAAAUAGAACACAUCGUUCAUUUCGACACAUUCGUGUUAAAAGAAUCUCUUCCGGAGUUCCUAAAAUUCUUCGAAUUUCUUGAAUUUUCAGAAUUCCUAGAAAUCCCUAGAUUUCUUAUAAUAUCUAAAUUC
Messenger RNA from Belonocnema kinseyi, 1617 nucleotides. RefSeq names its product sex peptide receptor-like. NCBI's taxonomy places the organism in Eukaryota, Metazoa, Arthropoda, Insecta, Hymenoptera, Cynipidae. Gene Ontology annotation, molecular function: G protein-coupled peptide receptor activity. Gene Ontology annotation, cellular component: membrane. Gene Ontology annotation, biological process: G protein-coupled receptor signaling pathway. Bases 175 to 1353 code for a protein of 392 amino acids. The transcript is spliced from 2 exons. The record is from RefSeq and is a predicted model, not a curated record.